GCUCAUACCUAAUUCCUUCUUCUACAAUUGAACCAACCAGUUGUGCAAACCUAGGAAGCCUUUGCCAAGCUACUGUAAAUGCUACUACUCCUACACCACCCACUGUCACCACUAACAUGCCUGAUACUAAUAGAAACGAUAAGCCAAACAAUGGUGGGCUAUUCUACAGGAUAUCUAUAACUGUCUUUAGUUCCAACUCCAACUCAGUGUCAAAAGUACAUGAUGUGGUUGCAGAAUGGCUAAACCGUACUUUCCAGAACUGGAAUUACACUGUAUAUGUGGUCAAUAUCAGUAUCCACCCUGGCUCCAUGAGAGAGGGAGUAAGAGAAAAAAGAAGUCUUAAAAGGUUUGAGGUUUUGGCUCUUCUGGUUUAUAAUGCUACCAACAACAUCAAUUUAGAAGAGGACGACAUCCGACAGAAGCUCAUAAAUAAUAAUGGGACCAUGGAAGGAGGAUAUAAGCUUCAUGAUGUGGUUGUUGCUCCAGUGGAAAAAUGUUUAGCUGAAGAAAACCCUCCAAACUAUUUUUGGCCAGAUACCAGACCAACUGUGACCAACUUCACAUUAUGCCAUGGGAGCUCAGUUCAGACUGCGUCAAGAACCUGCUAUUUGGGUCUGCAGAAUUAUACAUCAUACUGGGGCCAGCCUGAUCUUAGAAACUGCACAGAAAACGCAGCUGAUAUAGCCAAUCAGCUUCUCAAUCUCACCGGUGAAGGGCAGCAGCUAACCUCAGACAAAGUAAAUGAUGUUGUGCAAAAGCUCAAAAAAAUUGUGAACGAUGAAGAAAUUGAUGAAUCUCUGGGUUCUACUGUGGUGACAAUUUUUUCCAAUAUUCUAACCAGUUCAGACAGUGUAUUGGCAGCAUCAUCUUCAGAAGCUCUCAAAACUAUUGAUGCCUUGGCUUUAAAGAUCCAGUUCACUGGACCAUCCAUGAGUAUUUCAACACGAAACCUUGCACUUGGAGUGUCGUCUGUAAACUCAACUUCAUUCAAAGGUGGUUCUUUCAGUGUCAGUCCACAGAAUAACGCAUCUGAUUUCCAGAUAGAUUUUGACAAGGAUCAGACAAAUGCCUUUGCUUCUGUCAUCCUGCCACCAAGUUUACUGAAGAAUUUAAGUCAAGAUGAGUUUGAAGUUAUAUCCAGGGCUCAGUUUACUUUCUUCAACAAAAAUGGUCUUUUUCAGGAUGCAGAAAAUCCUGCCAAUUUGACCAGUUUUGUGGUGGCAUGCAGUAUUGGAAACAUAACCAUUCAGGAUCUUCAGGAUUUUGUGAAGAUUACAAUUAAACAUACCAAAAUUCAGGAAGAUCCUAAGCCUACCUGUGUCUUCUGGGAUAUGAACAAAAAUG
Molecule: messenger RNA, 1344 nt
Organism: Leptosomus discolor (cuckoo roller)
Lineage: Eukaryota; Metazoa; Chordata; Aves; Leptosomiformes; Leptosomidae
Source: RefSeq, a predicted model, not a curated record